AUGGAAUUUGAAUGCCAAGCAAGCAUUGACGUUACAGAAAAUCAAGCUCGCAUAGAAAAUUCUGUUCCUAAGGAUAUAGUGGUUUCAAAGCACAAGUUCGAUUUCUCUUCUCCAAGCGAGAUAUUAAGCAGCGUUGUUGCACAAGAGUUGCCUUGUGGCGAUGAUGAUGUUCUGCACGGUUUUCGUCGCUCAAUCAUCGACCUUCCUCCUGCAUUGAUAUCUGAAAUCCUGAACUGCUUGGACCCUAAGGAGCUUGGUGUGGUUUCCUGCGUCUCGACGGUAUUGAACAGGCUAGCUGCUGAGAAUCCUGUUUGGAAGGAAGUAUACUGUGAAAGAUGGGGACUUCCUUUAGUCCUCCAUCCAUCUGCUGGUGUAGUAGCGCUUUCCGAUGAGAAGAACUGGAAGGAGCUCUUUGUGGAGAGGGAGUUUAGGAGUAGAACGUUCUUGGGGCGUUAUAGCAUCGAUGUUCUGUACGGUCACAAGGAAGCUGUUAGGACAGUUUUCCUGUUGGCUUCCGCCAAGCUCAUUUUCACCUCUGGCUAUGACUCAGUUGUACAGAUGUGGGCCAUGGAGAGCUGCCUGUCAAUCGCUUCAUCCCGCUCCCUUGGAUGCACCAUUCGAGCAGUUUCGGCUGAUUCGAAACUACUGGUUGCCGGUGGUACUGAUGGAUUCAUCCAAUGCUGGAGGGCAGUUGAAGGCCUUCCACACUUGUUCGACCUCAAGGAUUCCACAUCCGAGUUCAGGCUUUGGGAGCAUGUCGGUCCCAUUACUUGUCUCGCUUUGGACCCCACAAAAAUCUAUAGCGGUUCAUGGGACAUGACCAUUCGUGUAUGGGAUCGAUCUUCCCUGAAAUGCUUGCAGGUCUUGAGUCAUGGAGACUGGGUUUGGAGCCUUGUUCCUCAAGGUACCACAAUUGCAGCUGCAUCCGGUUCAGAUGUAUAUGUAUGGGAUGCUCGUCGAGGGACUUUAUUAAAUGUUAUUGCUCAGGCUCAUGCUGGGAAUGUUUAUGCUCUAGCUCGAAGUCACACGGGGGACCUUCUUUUCACCGGAGGAGAAGAUGGGGCAAUACACAUGUUUGAGAUGGGUAAUACCGACUCGUCCAAAAUCGCUUCAUGGGUUGCUCACUCUGGUCCGGUUUACUCUCUGGCAUUCGAGUUCCCUUGGCUCGUCUCAUCUUCUGGUGAUGGGAAAAUGGCGCUCAUCGACGUGAGGAAACUGCUGAGACUGGCGAAACGGGCCAAAUGCUCUUCAAGGGCGAGAAAGAUGGUGGAGAGCAGCAUUGUGGAGCCUCCACAGAGGAUGUUGCACGGAUUUGGGCCGGACCUGUUUGCAGUUGACAUUGGUGCUGACCGCAUUGUCUGCGGAGGAGAAGAGGGUGUGGUCAGGAUCUGGAACUUCUCCGAAGCACUGGAGAAAGAACGGAGGGUCCGUGCACUGAGAGGGAUGCGGUCUGAGCAAAGGAUGCAUCGUCGCAAGAUCCAGGCCGAGAUGGGGAGUAAGAGUGGUCGAGCUGGUCAGUGUUUAGUUGCGGCUAGCAAGAACUCGGUGAAUGCUGAUCGCAAUGGUGUGUGGCAUAGUAAGCGUGGGGUGAGCGGGAAGCUGAAGGCUUAG
Molecule: messenger RNA, 1611 nt
Organism: Linum tenue
Lineage: Eukaryota; Viridiplantae; Streptophyta; Magnoliopsida; Malpighiales; Linaceae
Source: the annotation of a GenBank genome assembly